Gryllus bimaculatus (two-spotted cricket) is the source of this 501-nucleotide messenger RNA. The record is from the annotation of a GenBank genome assembly. Lineage: Eukaryota; Metazoa; Arthropoda; Insecta; Orthoptera; Gryllidae.
AUGGGUAAUGGAGCUUCUCACAAUACGUGUACGGGCAAUAAUCACAAUUACUGGGCCAUGGAGGGCACGACACAGUUCUACCAAUGUACGUGUGGCGACCAGUUCAGACCAUUUACACAUUCCUGGUAUGGUCGUGAGCCAACGGUGCAGCAGGAUUACCACAUUUGGAGCGAAAAUACAACUAAACCUCGUGAAGAAUCUCGGGAGGAGAACUUCACCGAUUCCAGUGACACGGGUCGAUGCGGUAACCCCGACGGACGCCCUUCCAUUGACUGGGACGUGUUCAUGCCGUGGUCAUCGAUCGCGGACCCUGAGGACCUGAAACGCCUCUCAGAACUCCCGCUGUCGCCGUACGCGUCGUGCGCCGAGGAGGAGGAGCGGGAGGCAGGCCGACCGCGCCGCCUCCGCCCGCGCACCGCCCCUGUGCGCCUGCGCGCCGGCGGCCCGCUCGCCAAGCCCCCCACGCCCUCCGCGCCCGGACGAUGCUCAGUUGAUUUGUAA